This is a messenger RNA of Hypanus sabinus (Atlantic stingray), 2620 nucleotides long. RefSeq names its product beta-1,3-galactosyl-O-glycosyl-glycoprotein beta-1,6-N-acetylglucosaminyltransferase 3-like. The record is from RefSeq and is a predicted model, not a curated record. The transcript has 2 exons. Lineage: Eukaryota; Metazoa; Chordata; Chondrichthyes; Myliobatiformes; Dasyatidae. Gene Ontology annotation, molecular function: acetylglucosaminyltransferase activity. Bases 236 to 1519 code for a protein of 427 amino acids. Gene Ontology annotation, cellular component: membrane.
GGGAGGGAUCUGCUCACACGCACUGUCUGCUUGCUGCGUUCUGUAAAGACAAGUUUGGAGUUGGAUUGUCUUGCUGGUUUAACUUUUUUACUUUGCAUGAAUAAAGAAUUAAAACCAGGAACAUUAUCUGUAAUAUACUUCAUUUAAUUCAGUUGGCAUUGAGAAGGACACUGAAACAUCAGUCAAAGGCAUUCAUUUGCAACUCAGACGUUUGAAGCUUGUUGUCCAUUCCAUCAUGAUAUGGAAACGUAAACGAUGUCUACAACGUUCCUGUUUAACCCUUGCCUUGAGUUGUGCCAUCUGUUUAUUACUGAAGAUCUUUACCAGAGAGGGCAUUAUGCCUAAUGAAAGCCACCCCCCUACUAUCAGUGCUUCUGAUAAAACGUUGGAAAUCUCCACAGAACUACUUUAUGAUGUGAACUGUACUGCGCUUUUGCAAGGGGAUGUAAAUGCAAUCAAAAGAAGCCAAUUUUUAAAAGCACAGUAUAAUGCUAUAAGGCACAAUGACUCUUAUUUUACUAAGGUCACAUACAAUUGUGAAAAUUUCAUAAGAAACAGGAAGUACAUCACUCUUCCUCUCAGUGAAAAUGAGAAAUUAUUUCCAAUUGCCUACUCCAUAGUCACUCAUGAGAAAGCCGACCAGUUUGAAAGAUUAUUGAGAACAAUCUUCACACCACAGAAUAUUUACUGUGUGCAUAUUGAUGAGAAAUCAUCCACUGACUUCAAAAUCGCGAUCCGCAGCAUUGCAUCCUGUUUCCCAAAUGUUUUUAUUGUGCAGAGGUUGGAGAAUAUUGUUUAUGGCUCUUGGUCCAGAGUUCAGGCUGACCUGAACUGCAUGGAGGAACUGCUGGUACGACAUCUAACCUGGAGGUAUUUCAUCAACCUGUGUGGCAUGGAUUUUCCCAUCAAAACCAAUUCAGAGAUUGUCCGCCAAUUACAGGUGUUGAAAGGAAGGAAUAGUUUAGAGUCUGAAGUACCUUCAGAGAAGAAGCAGAUGCGCUGGAAGUAUCAUUUUGAGGUGAUCAAUGGGAAAAUAGUAAGGACAAAUAAGAUCAAGAAACCAUCUUUCACCACUAUGUUCUCAGGUAGUGCCUACAUGGUGGUUAGUAGAGCAUUUGUUGAACACAUCUUCAAAGACCCAAAGGCAAAGCAAUUAAUGGAAUGGUCGAAAGAUACAUAUAGUCCUGAUGAGUUCAUCUGGGCCACUCUGCAAAGGAUGCCUGGUGUCCCUGGUUCCGAACCCUCACAUCCGAAGUACGAUGUAAGUGACAUGAGGUCAGUAGCUAGGCUGGUGAAGUGGAAAUAUUUUGAAGGCGACGUGACGCAAGGGAAGCCCUACCCAUGGUGCACUGGUUCCCAUCGAAGAUCAGUCUGUAUUUAUGGAGUGGGCGACCUCAAGUGGAUACUUCAACAACAUCAUCUGUUUGCAAAUAAAUUUGAUGUUGAUGUGGAUCUUAUAGCCCUCGAGUGCCUGGAGCAGUAUAUUCGACAGAGAUCUCUGGUGGGCUGCAACCAAUAAAGUUUUGUCAUGGAGUCAAAGGGCAGGGAAACAAGCCCUUCAACCACCACGCCACGCCAACCAUCAAGCAGCCCUUUACACUUUUACUGCACGAGUUUUAUUAUAUCCCUGAUUCCCAUCAACUCCCCCUCCCCCAGACCCUACCACUCAACUCUACACUAGUGCAACUACAGUGGUCAAUUAACCCAUGGACCUGCAUGUCUUUGGAUGUGAUAGAAAACUCAGGGGAAACACAGCCGGUCGGUCAUAGGGAGAACAUACAAAUCCCACACAAACUGUGUCAGAAGUCAGGAUUAGACUUGGAAUGCUGGAUCUGUGUGGCUGCUGUUCCACUGCCUGCAGUAACAUGCCACUUGUUAGUGACACCACUUGGAGUUUUUAUGACUUUUAAGCCCAGGAAGUACCUACAAACCGGAUCUACAAAAUAACAUCCAAACUAAACAGUUGUUCCUUGCAAAGUGGGAUUGUUAUGCAGACAAGUAGUUAUUAUAGGAUACUGGAACAAUGCAUUUUAAAUUAUGAAUCUGUAUUACAUCACACCGUCCAGCCGCAAACAUCCUUCACUCAAUAUUAUUAAUCAGAAAUGUCAGCAGCUGCAAUAACUUCACCUUAUUCUCAUUUUGACCCCUGGACUUUGGCUUCCUAUACUGUUCUAACAAAACUCAAUGUAGGGUCAAUGAUUCAUCUCAUGUGACUGGGCACUACAGAACUCUAGACUUAAGACAGACUUAAUACAACUCUGUAGCUUUGCUGACCAGAGAUUUGAUGGAGGUACCAUCCUUGAUAUUGCUUCAGCACUGUUCUGAGUUUCUAUGAGUGGGACAAGCAAACCCCAAAUGGAAUGUAAAAGAAAUAAAGGUAUUUCCUGAACUGCAUUAAAAUCUGAACAUAUCAGAGGAGGAGAAAUAAAUAUCAAAAAGGAAGCAUAAGGAACAGCACAAAAUCAUUGCAAGUGCAAACAGAAAAUAUGAGUUCUUUAUGUAGAAAGACUAACUUGGCUGGUAUUUUAAUUAACAAGUAUCUACUUUGAAGGAAAUGUUACAGGAACUGCAUUGCAAUCAAUGUUACAUUGGUAAUUAAUAUUGUUUCUAGACUUUGAUA